CCAUUUGUUUGACCUUCAACUUUAAAUCUAAUAAAAAAAACAAGAUUUGGAUGACGAUGACGUUGCUGUCGUCGAUCGUACUUUUGGAACUCGCACACAGAUCAUCAGCCUCACCUAACUACAUUUCGUAUUCCGGUCGAAUGCGAACUCUCACUGACGAAUGAACGAUUCAUGUACGCAAGCACGUAUUUGUUUGACUGCUAGCUCAACUUCUUGAGUUCCACGUUCACAGUUCUGAACCAAAAACUUGGAUCAAAUUUGAUGAACUGAUAAAGUUUCAAGCUUUUGAUGAGAUUUGAGUUCGGCGUUGGAAUAUGAUUACUAGAGAAGAUGAAAGCCAAAGCACCCCAUUGCUGCCCACGAGUGAGAACGCAGAAGUUGAAGCUGGGUUUGCCGAACCCAGCAAACCCAGCGGAGGAGCUUCGUUCUAUGGAUCUGUGUUUAACUUGUCAUGCACGGUUAUCGGUUCCGGGAUCAUGAGCCUACCUGCAACUCUAACCAUACUGGGACUGAUCCCCGGAGUUGCGCUGAUCGUCGUUGCUGCAUUCCUGACAGAAGCAUCCAUUGAGAUGCUACUGAGGUUCAGCAAGCCGGGUUCGGUGUUUUCGUAUGGUGAUCUCAUGGGGGAAGCAUUUGGAAAAGUUGGGAAGGUUUUGGUUCAGAUUUGUGUUAUUGUCAACAACAUUGGUGCUCUCACUGUGUAUAUGAUUAUAAUAGAGGAUGUUCUUUCUGGUUCGACUUCAAGCGGAGUUCAUCAUGCCGGCAUUUUGGAAGAGAGGUUAGGGGUGCAUUGGUGGACCGGGCGUGCUUUCGUUCUGGUUGUCCUAACCGUUGUUGUAUUUAUUCCGUUGGUAUGUUUUAAGCGCAUCGAUUCACUGCGAUUCACGUCAGCUAUAUCGGUUGCGCUGGCAGUUGUUUUUCUCGUCGCUGUCAUUGUGAUCACAGUGUACAAAUUCGUACUGGGAAGCAUAGAGAGACCUGCAUUGUUUCCCAGUGUCACUGAUUUGCCUUCCUUUCUUAAUCUUUUCACUGCAUUCCCUGUUGUGGUUUUUGCUUAUGUCUGCCACUACAAUGUUCACACCAUACAAAAUGAGCUCAAAGAUACUCCAACAAUGCCAGCAAUCGUGCGUGCUACAGUUGCUCUCUGCGCCGUUGUGUAUGUGAUGACAGGCCUGUUCGGGUUCCUCCUCUUCGGUGACUCAACUCUUUCCGACCUGCUCUCCAAUUUUGACACAGACCUUGGCAUUCCAUACAGCUCUGUCUUCAAUGACAUCGUGCGAAUCAGUUAUGCCGCCCAUAUUUUACUUGUGUAUCCCAUUGGUUUUUUCCCUCUCCGGCUGAACUUGGACGGCCUUCUCUUCCCCUCAGCCAGACCGCUGGCUUCAGACAACGUAAGGUUUUCGUUGAUCAGCGCCGGAAUCAUUGCCAUCACCCUCUUGGGUGCCAUAUUCAUACCGAGCAUAUGGGUGGCUUUUGAGUUCACAGGUGCAACUGUUGGAGCUCUGCUUGCAUUCAUCUUCCCUGCUUGCGUUGUUCUCAAGGACCCUCACGGAAUUGCAUGGAGAAAGGACAAGAUUUUGUCAGUGUUCAUGAUCAUUCUCGCUGUAAUCUCAAGUGUGGUAGCCAUUUGUAGUGAUGCAUAUUCAUUGUUGACAUAGCAGGGGCUCUCAACUUAUCAAUUGAAACAUGUCAUAUAUGUGUGUAUAGAUACAAAAUAAAUAAAUACAUAAUUCAGCAAUACGCAACUCCAGCCACUCCAUCUUUUCAAACCCCUCCAAAUCCCAAUCAUCCCAAUUUCUACCCGUCCCCAACCCCCCACCACCACCUCCCCUACCACCCACAACAACUUGGAAAUUAGGAGAACCUUAUCCCGUGACAACGCACCAUCAAAAAGACCCAAAAGAAAUCAUGACAAUAUUUCUUUUUAGAAAAAAUUCAUGAUAAUAUUAAAAUUGUGAUUCUGCACAUGUAUCGUACACUCAAUAGUCCAACACAGUUAAAUUUAAUUGGUCGACAAUUUUGAUAAAACUCAGACGUGUUAAAAAGGCUGUUUGGAAGAGGGAGUUGUUGUGCGGCCUGAAAAAAGUCAAGAGAGUGGUAAUGAUGUCUAAAGACCUUUGGGUUUUCGUUGUGGGUGGUAGAAUUAGGGGUGGUUGAGGUCUUGAAAGAAAGGGUGGCCGGAAUUUUCUAGUGCUAGAAUUUUACUUUUUUUAAUUUUUUUAAUUUGCAUAUAACAAGAGAAUUAUUAAGCGUAUUUGAAAUUUUGAAAUAAAGAAUAAUAAGUUAAAUGUAAAAAUAAGAUAAAUGAAUCCGAAUAAAAAAUUUCAAAAUAAAAAGAAAUAAACUGCUUCACACACAAAAGCGAACCCAAAUCAGUCAGGUCCGUACCGAGCCCAAAGUUCCAAAUUCCAAUGGCUGCUGCUGCGAAGGAAGAGCAAAAAGGCGAGCUCGCCGAGUCUAUCAACGAUCUCUUCGGUAGCGUCUCCGCCAUGGUCAAAUCGGAGCUCCAGGGAUCGACCAACCACCUCGAUCUCCUCGAAAAGAUGAACCUGCGAGUCGCCGAAGAGUACAAGGGAUUCGGCGACGUGGCGGCGGGGCUGAGCGUGUUCGUGGAGCAGCUCAAGGCCAAAAGCGGCAGCUUCGAGGAGUACGUGAAGCAGAUCGACGUCAUCGAGCAGCAGGUGACGGAGUUCGAGGCCGUGAUUUCGGUGCUCGACAGAUACGUGUCCAUGUUGGAGUCCAAAGUCCAAUCUGUUCAUCAGAAUCCUCCGCCUUCCUGAAUUCGAAAGUGUCUCUGAAAAUUGUUCUUUUGAUUUGUUUGAAUUUUGUGGCAUUGUGUACAUUUUGAAACGAGGUUUCCCCAAAAAACUUCGGAAUUUGAGAUUGCUUUAGGUUGGUUGAAAGUACUUCUGCUAAAAAUGCUUUUACUAGAAGCACAAUAAAGUUUUUAUCUUAAA
Molecule: messenger RNA, 2957 nt
Organism: Malus domestica (apple)
Lineage: Eukaryota; Viridiplantae; Streptophyta; Magnoliopsida; Rosales; Rosaceae
Product: amino acid transporter AVT6A-like
Biological process (GO): amino acid transmembrane transport
Molecular function (GO): L-amino acid transmembrane transporter activity
Source: RefSeq, a predicted model, not a curated record